AUGUCUCAGGCUGCAAAGGCCUCAGCCACAGUGGCAGUGAACCCGGGGCCCAAUGCCAAGAGCAAGGGGGCCCCACCCUCAGGACCAGCCCAGGGGCCCAGCCCUGCCCUGGCCCCAGCAUCCGUGCCCGUACCCAGCGCCAAGGUGGGGGACCUGCCACCCAGGAGCUACCGGGGAAGGAUCUGGCUGGUGGUCUCUGAGCAGGAAAACCUCCAAGGCCGGCGCGUGGAGUUCUCGAGAGAGUGCCCGAACCUGGGAGACCACAGCUUCGACCGAGUGCACAGCCUCAUCGUCACUUGUGGACCCUGGGUCGCCUUUGAGCAGUCCAGCUUCCGAGGGGAGAUGUUCGUCCUGGAGAAGGGCGAGUACCCUCGCUGGGACACCUGGUCAAGCAGCUACCGCAGUGACCGGCUCAUGUCCUUCCGACCUGUGAGGAUGGACACCCAGGAGCACAAGAUCUCCCUGUUUGAAGGGGCCAAUUUCAAGGGCAACACCAUGGCGAUCCAGGAGGAUGACGUGCCCAGCCUCUGGGUCUAUGGCUUCUGUGACUGCAUGGGCAGUGUGAGGGUCUCCAGUGGAAGCUGGGUCGGCUAUCAGUAUCCUGGCUACCGUGGAUACCAGGACCUCCUGGAGCCUGGCAACUUCUGGCACUGGAACGAUUGGGGCGCCUUCCAGCCCCAGAUGCAGUCUGUGCGUCGCCUGCAUGACAGGCAGUGGCAUCGUGAGGGCUGCUUCCCCGUGCUUGCCGCUGAGCCCCCCAAGUGA
Molecule: messenger RNA, 765 nt
Organism: Heterocephalus glaber (naked mole-rat)
Lineage: Eukaryota; Metazoa; Chordata; Mammalia; Rodentia; Bathyergidae
Gene: Crybb1
Product: crystallin beta B1
Biological process (GO): visual perception; lens development in camera-type eye
Molecular function (GO): structural constituent of eye lens
Source: RefSeq, a predicted model, not a curated record